This is a messenger RNA of Drosophila ficusphila, 1617 nucleotides long. It is a transcript of the gene Cyp4d14, whose product is annotated as probable cytochrome P450 4d14. The transcript is spliced from 3 exons. Gene Ontology annotation, molecular function: oxidoreductase activity, acting on paired donors, with incorporation or reduction of molecular oxygen; monooxygenase activity; iron ion binding. The coding region runs from base 5 to 1528 and encodes 507 amino acids. The record is from RefSeq and is a predicted model, not a curated record. NCBI's taxonomy places the organism in Eukaryota, Metazoa, Arthropoda, Insecta, Diptera, Drosophilidae.
GGCCAUGUAUCUGGAGCUCGUCGUGGUUGUCCUGACGACCGUCCUCGUCUGGGAUUACCUGCGGAACAGACGGCACAACCGGAUGUUCGCCGCUGCUGGGAUCCGGGGACCCAGGCGCUAUCCUCUGGUGGGCAACGCACCCAUGAUGAUCAACGAGUCACCCAAAACUGUCUUCGAUCUGCAAUUCCGAAUGAUCAAAGAGUUCGGCAAAAAUAUCCAAAUCCAAAUGCUGAUGGAGCGCGGCUUCAUGACCGCCGAUCCCAAGAUGAUCGAGGCGAUCAUGAGCAGCCAGCAGACCAUCCAGAAGAACAAUCUGUACGGACUGCUGGUCAACUGGCUGGGCGACGGACUGCUCAUCAGCAACGGGAAGAAGUGGUUCCGCCGCAGGAAGACCAUCACACCGGCAUUCCACUUCAAGAUCCUGGAGGACUUCGUGGAGGUCUUCGACCAGCAGAGCGCCGUGAUGGUCCAGCAGCUGUACGACAGGGCGGACGGCAAAACGGUGAUCAACAUGUUUCCGGUGGCCUGCCUGUGCGCCAUGGACAUCAUUGCGGAAACGGCCAUGGGCGUGAGGAUUAAUGCGCAGCUGCAGCCGCAGUUUUCCUACGUCCAGUCGGUGACAACUGCCUCGAGCAUGUUGGCCGAGCGCUUCAUGAAUCCCCUGCAGCGCACUGACGGGAGCAUGAAGCUCAUCUACCCCAAGCUGUUUGCCAAGCUGAACGACUCCGUGAAGAACAUGCACGACUUCACCAACUCGGUAAUCAAGGAGCGACGCGACCUCCUCCAGAAGUCCAUUGCCAAGGAAGGAGGUGCUGAUGAGGCCCUCCUGAACGAUGUGGGUCAGAAGCGCCGCAUGGCAUUGCUGGACGUGCUCCUUCGGUCCACUAUCGACGGAGCCCCCUUGAGCAACGAGGACAUCCGCGAGGAGGUGGACACCUUCAUGUUUGAGGGCCACGACACCACGACGAGCAGCAUCGCCUUCACCUGCUACCUGCUCGCCCGGCAUCCGGAGGUCCAGGCCCGCGUCUUCCAGGAGGUGCGGGAUGUCAUUGGCGACGACAAGUCCGCUCCAGUCACCAUGCAGCUCCUGGGCGAACUGAAGUACUUGGAGUGCGUGAUCAAGGAGUCGCUGCGACUGUUUCCCUCGGUGCCGCUCAUCGGACGCCACAUCACCCAGGACACUGUGCUGGAUGGCAAGCUCAUACCCGCCAACUCCGAUGUACUUAUUAUGAUCUACCACGCCCAGCGUGACCCGGACUACUUUCCCGAGCCCGAGAAGUUCCUGCCAGAACGAUUCAGCAUGGAGCGCAAGGGCGAGAUCAAUCCCUUUGCCUACACGCCCUUCUCCGCGGGUCCAAGGAACUGCAUCGGCCAGAAGUUCGCCAUGCUGGAGAUGAAGAGCACGAUCAGCAAGAUGGUGCGGCACUUUGAACUGCUGCCGCUCGGCGAGGAUGUCCAGCCCGUGCUGAACCUCAUCCUGCGCUCCACAACGGGUAUUAACUGUGGGCUCAAGCCACGCGUCUAUUAAGGGUGUCCGUCCUGUAAGGUUCGAUCUUUUUCUUUAACUAAUUUUAAGUCCUGAACUGUAUAAAUAUUUCCAUAAACUACUUGAACACA